CGCCGACCGGAAGUCCAGGGUCUGAAUGGGUCUUAUAGCCGGUUGCGGCCGCUCCUCCCUGUGGACUUAACACCGGGCGACUCUGGAUCUCUGAUCUCGACAGCUGCCAGGUUCAUGUGGAGGCUCCCAGGCCGCGCCGCGCUUCGUGGGGUCCGGUCGGUGGUGGAGCAGCGCAGCCGGACCGAGGCAGCGACUCACGAGGCGGCGCGCGCCAUGGAGCGCGCCGUGGUGCGCUGUGUGCCCUCGGAGCCCAAGCUCAGCUUGUCUUUUGCGUUGGCCGACGGCAGCCACAAAAACAUGCAGCGGGACCAGAGCGAGCCUCUGGGCCGGGCCCUGAGCCGGAUCGCCACCAACGCCCUCAAGGGUCACGCUAAGGUGGCUGCCAAGAAGAGUAGGAAGAACCGAGCUCAGUCGAGCGGCGGCGCGGCCUGUGCGGCCACCGGGUCGGAACCGGCUGCGCCGUGCGAGCCGGUGGUGAAGCUGUACUACCGGGAGGAGGCGGUGGCCGAGGACGUGCUCAACGUGGACGCCUGGCAGGACGGAGCCGUGCUGCAGAUCGGCGACGUCAAAUACAAGGUGGAGCGCAACCCGCCUGCCUUCACGGAGCUGCAGUUGCCGCGCUACAUCAUGGCCGGCUUCCCCGUGUGCCCCAAACUCGGUCUGGAAUUUGGGGAUCCCGCCAGCUCCGUGUUCCGCUGGUACAAGGAAGUCAAACCCGGAGCGGCAGAACCCGGGGACGGCGGCCUCGCGUCCGCGUCUCACUCUUUGCAGCCUUCAGCGUGGAUCGAGACGGGCGUGGACGAGCGCGUUUACACCCCGUGCAACGCUGACAUCGGGCUGCGGCUCAAGUUUCACUGCACGCCGGGCAAUGGGCAGCGCUUCGGGCCGAGCCGCGAGCUGGAAAGCGUGUGCCCGGUGGAGGCCGGGCCUGGCACCUGCACUUUUGACCAUCGACAUCUGUACACCAAGAAGGUGACGGAGGACCCUUUCAUCCGCACCGUCUCCUACAACAUCCUGGCAGACACGUACGCCCAGACUGAGUUCUCUCGGACCGUCCUGUACCCGUACUGUGCCCCCUACGCCCUGGAGCUUGACUACCGCCAGAACCUCAUACAGAAGGAGCUCACGGGCUACAGCGCAGACCUCAUCUGUCUGCAGGAGGUGGACCGCGCAGUGUUCUCGGACAGCUUGGUGCCCGCCCUGGAGGCCUUCGGGCUGGAGGGCGUGUUCCGAAUCAAGCAGCACGAAGGCCUGGCCACUUUCUACCGGAAGUCGAAGUUCAGACUCCUUAGCCAACACGACAUUUCUUUUCAAGAAGCCCUAAGGUCGGACCCACUGCACAAAGAAUUACUAGAGAAACUGGCUCUGAACCCAUUAGCACAGGAGAAGAUACUCCAGAGAUCGACUGUCCUUCAGAUUUCAGUUCUUCAGUCUACAGUGGACUCUUCUAAAAAGAUAUGUGUUGCUAAUACCCAUCUCUACUGGCACCCAAAAGGUGGAUACAUUCGUCUCAUCCAAAUGGCAGUAGCCUUGGCUCAUAUUAGACACGUCUCAUGUGAUCUCUAUCCUGGCAUACCAGUUAUAUUUUGUGGAGACUUUAAUAGUACACCGUCAUCAGGAAUGUAUCAUUUUGUCAUCAGUGGCAGCAUUCCAGAGGACCAUGAAGACUGGGCUUCCAAUGGCGAAGAGGAGAGAUGCAACAUGUCCCUCACACACUGUUUCAAACUGAAAAGCGCUUGUGGUGAACCUGCUUACACAAAUUACGUUGGUGGCUUUCACGGAUGUCUAGAUUACAUUUUCAUUGACUUAAAUACUUUAGAGGUUGAACAGGUGAUUCCAUUACCUAGUCAUGAAGAAGUUACCACCCACCAGGCCUUACCGAGUGUUUCUCAUCCUUCUGAUCACAUAGCACUUGUAUGUGACUUAAAAUGGAAAUAGAUUUUGCUUCACUAACUCUGAAAGGAAGCUAGGUACUGUUCAGAAAAUUUAAUAUGAAACAAAGCUUAUAUAUAAACCUUCAAUGAGGCGACACUAAACUUUACCAUCACUCCCCUACGGGUUAUGUUCCAGAUGGCUUUGUUACAGAACCAAUUCAUAAUGUUUGCGUCAUAUAAUAUCUUUAUCCUCUUUUUUUAAUUCCCUGUAUUUGGAGGAAAACAUAUUUAUGACUAGCAAGAAGAAAACUGAAUUAUUGUGUACAUUUUAUAAGUUUUUUUAAGCUGGUAAUUAAGAUUUUUAAGUACUAUUUGAAUAAUCUCAAUUUUUCUUUCAAAGCACAUUUGACAUUGAAUUAUGUUAAUUGGGGAAGUGGGGGACAUGUAGGUAAAUUGUGAGAGACUUCAGAGACACAUGGAAUACAUUAGUCUGUCACUACCUCAAUUUGGUUAAAUUUUAUUAUAAUUUUGGAGCUUUAACAAAAAAUUAAACUAUUACCAAUUCUUA
This is a messenger RNA of Apodemus sylvaticus (European woodmouse), 2442 nucleotides long. RefSeq names its product phosphodiesterase 12 (gene Pde12). The record is from RefSeq and is a predicted model, not a curated record. Gene Ontology annotation, biological process: nuclear-transcribed mRNA catabolic process, deadenylation-dependent decay. NCBI's taxonomy places the organism in Eukaryota, Metazoa, Chordata, Mammalia, Rodentia, Muridae. Gene Ontology annotation, cellular component: mitochondrion. The transcript has 3 exons. Gene Ontology annotation, molecular function: 3'-5'-RNA exonuclease activity. The coding region runs from base 115 to 1938 and encodes 607 amino acids.